AUGCAGAGAAACAAAAAGGGAUGGGAGGAACAUUUAAAAACAGUAAUAAAAAGACAACAGGAAGAAGAAAGGCUGAGGAGACAGAAGCAUGUAGAAACUCUUGUAGAACAAGUUAAAAAACAGAGGAGAUUGAGAGAGGAGUUUGAAAGAGAGAGGAAACAAGAGAGAAUAAAGAUGAAGGAAUCAGAAGAGAAGAGGAGAGAAAUAGAGUGGAAAGAAAGAGACCGAAUAGAAAAAGACUUUGAAGAAAAGAGGAGAGAGUUGACAGACAAAAUGAAAAUGCAGCAAGAUCAGUGGGAGAAAGAACGUAGAGAGGAACAGGAAAGAAGAUUUAAAGAGGAUGUAAAUCGAGGAGUGGAGGAGAGACUAAGACUAAGAAAACUGGAGGAACAUUUUCAACAAGAACGUGAAGAAGAGAACAUGAGGAAAGAAAAGGAAGAUAAAGUCAGGAGAGAACAAGAAGAGAAGAAAUGGAAGGAAAUGAGGGCAGAGUAUGAAAGGAAAACAAAAGAAAUGAUGGGUAAAUAUGAACAAGAGGCCUGA
Messenger RNA from Coregonus clupeaformis (lake whitefish), 543 nucleotides. Its product is annotated as vicilin-like seed storage protein At2g18540. The record is from RefSeq and is a predicted model, not a curated record. The transcript has a single exon. The coding region runs from base 1 to 543 and encodes 180 amino acids. Lineage: Eukaryota; Metazoa; Chordata; Actinopteri; Salmoniformes; Salmonidae.